Lasiosphaeria miniovina is the source of this 10003-nucleotide messenger RNA. RefSeq lists its product as uncharacterized. Gene Ontology annotation, biological process: protein targeting to vacuole; mitochondrion organization; protein retention in Golgi apparatus. The coding region runs from base 109 to 9807 and encodes 3232 amino acids. Lineage: Eukaryota; Fungi; Ascomycota; Sordariomycetes; Sordariales; Lasiosphaeriaceae. The record is from RefSeq and is a predicted model, not a curated record. The transcript has 2 exons. Gene Ontology annotation, cellular component: extrinsic component of membrane.
GCCGAACCCUUCGACGACCCAGGGAGUUCAAAUGAAGCCCCUGAACCACACUCGAUAACUACCUCUCCUCAAUCGACCCCGCCUGGGUAACGGCACCUCUUUCUCGAAAUGUUGGAAGGCCUCGUGGCGGGGCUCUUGAACCGCUUCUUGGGCAUGUAUGUCAAGAACUUUGACCCAACCCAGCUCAAGGUCGGAAUUUGGUCGGGCGAUGUCAAACUCCGCGAUCUCGAGCUCCGGCGCGAAGCCCUCGACCAGCUCAAGCUCCCCAUUAAUGUCGUCGAGGGCCACCUGGGCCAGCUGACGUUGACCAUACCGUGGUCCAACCUCCGCGGCGCUCCCGUCAAGGUCUUCAUCGAGGACGUGUUUCUUCUGGCGUCCCCCAAGGAGGAGGCGGAAUACAACGAGGAAGAGGAGGAGCGGCGGAGACAGCGCAUCAAGAUGGAGAAGCUCGACUCGGCCGAGCUGCUCAAGGAGAGAUCACAGGAGGGUCUCAGCCAGGAGGAACAGAAGCGCACCCAGAGCUUCACCGAGAGCCUCGUCACCAAGAUCGUCGACAACCUCCAGGUCACGGUCAAGAACAUCCACAUUCGAUACGAAGAUGCAAUCUCGGCCCCCGGCCACCCCUUCGCCUUGGGCCUGACCCUGGAGGAGUUCAGCGCCGUCAGCACCGACGGCGAGUGGAAGCCGACAUUCAUAACGGACUCCACCAAGACCACACACAAGCUGGCAACGCUGGGCGCAUUGGCUGUGUACUGGAACACGGACACGAAGCUGAUGGGCCCCGGACGCGAGGUGCACACGCCAGGGGUGGAGCUGACACCACACGAUGAAUUGCUGCAGAGCUUCAAGUCCAUGAUUGUGAAGAGCGACAGCGAGCAGACCGGGAACCACCAGUUCAUCCUCAAGCCCGUCUCGGGCCAGGCCAAGAUCGAGCUCGACAAGACGGGCAGCCCCCAUGUUCCCAAAUUCAAGGCCAAUCUGCUGUUCGACGAGAUUGGGCUUGUGCUUGACGACCAGCAAUACCGCGAUGCCCUGAUGAUGGUGGACCUGUUCCACUACUUUAUUCGGCACCAAGAAUACAAGAAGCUCCAACCCAAAGACGUCGGUCCUAAGGAGGACCCCCGCGCUUGGCUGCAAUUUGCUGGAAAUGCGGUGCUUAGCAAGAUCCACGACAGGAACCGGCGCUGGUCGUGGGACUACUUCCGCGAACGCCGCGACGACAGGAAACGGUACGUAGUCCUGUUCAAGAAGAAGAAACAAAACCAGGAGCUGUCCCCCCAGGAGAGUGACGACCUGAACAAGCUGGAGUGGAAGCUGGAUUACGAGGACCUCCGGUUCUGGCGGUCAUUGGCACGCAGCCAGCUUAAGAAGGAGAACGCCGAGGCUCUCAAGAACCGGCCGCCGCCCCAACCACAGCAGCAGCAGCAAGGCUGGUUGGCCUGGGCGUGGGGCUCGAAACCCCACCAGCAAGAGAAGCAGGACGAGAUGGAAAACAUCCAGAUAACCGAAGAGCAGCGCAAGGAGCUUUAUGAUGCUAUUGACUGGGACGAGAAGAACGCUCUUGCCGCCGAGGUUGACGUGCCGAGAGACACCGUCAAACUGCAGAUUGAAGCUUCGCUGAGCACGGGCAGCUUCACCCUCAAGCAGAAUCCCCAUGAAAACACAAAAGACUUGGUCAGCCUCCAUUUCGACUUUUUCCGGGCGAAGGGUCUUAAGAGGCCUGAUUCGUUCCUGGCGGAUUUGAGUCUGGGCGGCUUGCGUGUCAAUGAUGGCACCACACCAGACAGCCUGUACAAGGAGAUCGUCCGAGUCAAGGAUGCGCCCAGGUACGACACGCAGAAGCGCCUAUCUGUCGCUGAAUUGGAUGGCGCAGCAGCGGGGGACUCGUCCAGCGCGCAAAAGCGGUUGUCCGUCGCCGAGCUUGAGCCAGGCAGUGAUGAGGCGUUCUUCCAGUUCCAAUUGGAGCAAAAUCCCCUCGACGGACAGGGAGACAUUGCUUUGAAGGCCAAGUUGAAGCCGCUCGAGAUUGUCUGGAACCCCAAUGUCGUGAUCGGCGUGGUUGACUUCUUCAGGCCCCCCGAGCGCCAUAUGGAAUCCAUCAACGCGCUCAUGGAGACGGCUGGCGCGACAGUGGAGGGUCUGCGCGAACAGACUAGAGCUGGCCUUGAGUUUGCCCUCGAAGAACACAAGACUGUCAAUGCAAAGUUGGAUCUGCAAGCUCCUCUUAUCAUCAUUCCCGAGAGCGUCACGCGCAAAACUUCAACAUGUCUCAUCCUAGAUGCCGGUCACAUCAGUGUGAAUAGCGAGCUCGUCGACAAGGACACGAUGAAGCAGGUCCAAUCCAAGCAGAACCAGACCUACACGGACGAGGACUUCAAGAGAUUGGAGUCUCUCAUGUACGACCGAUUUACCGUCAAGCUUACGUCUACCCAGGUAUUGAUCGGGCCUUCGGUCGACGAGACGAAGCAGCAGCUAGUGGAGAAGGACGAUAAACUCAUGUUCCACGUCGUCGACAAGAUCAAUGUUGACUUCGUCGUCGAGAUGUCCAUCUUGCCAAAGGCCCCCAACCUGACAAAACUCCGAGUUUCGGGCCACCUCCCCGUCCUCCAUGCCACCGCUUCUGAUGCCAAGUACAAGAGUCUCAUGCGUAUCAUCGACGUGGCCAUACCAAAACUCGAUAGCCCCCAGCGGCCUUCGUAUGGAGAUACUCGCUCACCGAGUCGUCCUCGGCUUUACAGCAGCGCGUCUAGUCGGUCGCAUAGGAGGCGAAGCCGACGACCUUCAUCCCAGUUCCUGCCGUUUACUAUGCAGCAGCAAGCCAUCAUACUCCAUGAUGACGACUUGGACGACGACGACGAUAAGUUCGAAGACGCUAAGGACGGCUCAGCGAAUGAGCAGCUCAGGAUGCAGCAACGAAGCUUCGAGUUCAAGUUUUCUGUUGACAAGCUGAAGGGAUCUCUUUACCGCAGCGACCCCGACAGAAAACGGCCCGAUCAGCUACUCGUCGACCUUGUCGCCGAAAACUUUGACCUGGAGUUCUAUCUAAGGCCGUUUGACAUGGCUGCCAAGGUCUCGCUCGGCUCCGUGACCGUGGACGACUUUGUGGAUAAUCCGCCAGCCGAGUUCAAGUCCAUUGUAUCUUCCGGCGAUGUCGAAGAUCGGAAGCAGCAGAGGGACCUCGUGCACGUCAAGUUCGUUAAAGUGAAGAAGGAGUCCCCCGAGUUCAUGCCCGUGUACGAAGGUGUCGAGACCAAUGUGGACGUUGCCAUUUCCACCAUCAACCUCGUCGUAACACGCAAGACGUUGCUCACUCUCCUGGACUUCAUUCUCGUGACCUUCACUAAUAACGAGGCCGCCAGACCAGUUUCUAAAAAGGCGAUAACGGAUGACGGCUCGGAGACCAACGUCGAGAUUGCGCCCCCCUCCCCCGCCGAGCAGCAGAGCGAUACUGGCGCCAUCAGGGUGAAAGUCGAUCUUAAGACGAUCCGACUGAUCCUCAACAACGACGGUAUUCGCCUUGCCACGUUGUCCUUCAACCACGCCGAUGUUGGCGUCUUCCUCCUUGGGAAGACGAUGCGCGUCUCAACAAAGCUUGGGGAUCUCAGCCUUGUUGACGAUGUGAAUCUUGGCGUGUCUGAGGCAUCCAGCUUACGCCAACUCGUUACCAUCCAGGGCGAAGAGCUCGCCGAUUUCCGUUAUGAGACGUUCGACCCCUCCAGGCCAGACCUGUAUCCGGGUUACGAUUCCUCCAUCUAUCUGCGUGCUGGAUCGGUCAAGAUCAACUUUGUUGAAGAGCCAUUUCGCAAGAUUGUCGCCUUCCUUGUCAAGUUUGGAAAGAUGCAAGCCAUCUAUAAUGCUGCGAGACAGGCCGCGGCCAACCAGGCCAAUCAGCUUCAGCAGAGCCAGAGCCGCAUCAGGUUUGAUGUUGUGGUCAAGACGCCCAUUGUCGUCUUCCCCCGUGAUGUGAUCCCAGGCAAGGCAAAACGGGACCUGGUUACUGCAUACCUUGGAGAGAUCUACGCUCAAAACAAGUUCGCCCCGCUUGACGAUUCCAAAAACUCCGAAAUUGCCAUGAAACUGUCUGCCGGGAUCCGCAACAUCAGAUUGACGUCCAACUUCCAUUACACCGACGACCGAGAGGAAGAGCUGGAGCUCAUUGACCACGUCGACCUUGACUUCAAGAUCAUCUACGCCGAGCACAAGGACGGCAUCAAGCGACCGGAUCUUGAGAUAGAGGGACACAUGACAGACUUCAACCUGCGGAUCACCCCAUAUCAGCUCCGCUCUCUUCUUGAGAUCUCACAGUCAGUCCCCGCUGCCUUCUCCGGAGACUCGGAAGCAGGAGCCGCAGACGCCGAACGCGACGUCGACGAUGCAACCCUUAGCAGGGCAAGGACCAUGUCGGGCUUUAGCGACGAGGAUAAGAAUGCGCAGCUAAUCGACAUGAGCCCCGAACUUGGCACGCAUGGGGCGUCCUGGACGAAGCUUGAUUUGAUCUUCAAAGUCAACAUCAUUGGCCUGGAGCUGGUCAACGCGUCAGAAGACACGCCUGUUGGGGAUCUCGAUGCUGCCAGUCUUUCCAGGUUCAGUCUCGAUGCUAGCCAGCUGAAGACUCGGAUGGACUCCAAUGGUAGCCUUGAGGCCGAGUUCAUCAUACAGUCGUUCACGAUAUCCGAUUCUCGCCGGGGCGAAACCAACAAAUUCCGGCGCAUCAUGACGAGCGGCAAUAAGAACGUGCAGCAGUUCAUGGCCAGCGUUACCAUGUCGGGGGGGAAGAAUAGGAAUGUGAUUGCCAUGGUAGCUGUCGACAGCCCCCGGAUUAUUUUCGCGCUCGACUAUCUCUUUGCCAUCCAGAACUUUGUCGUGACCGGCAUGCAGUCAAAUGAGCCGGACUUGCCGGCCACCAGCCCUCUGGAAAGUCCCGACGAAAUGAGCGACACCGACUCGAUGCAAGUGUCGUUCACUGGGAGGAAAUCGGAAAGCAGCGGCCCCGACGACGCUGGAAAGGGCUCAAGGCAGGCUCCCGGCAGCGAGCAGUCCAAGAUGACCUUCGCUUAUAGGGUCAAUAUUGUUGACGCCCAGGUCAUCUUGAUCGCCAACCCCCUCAGCGCCAGCUCGGAAGCGAUUGUUUUGGGGACGAAGCAAGUCCUCCUCUCGCAGCAGCACGCCUUCACUUUCCAAGUCUCCCAGUGCGGCAUGUUCCUGUGUCGCAUGGAUCGGUUUGACGACUCGCGUCUGAGGAUCCUGGAUGACUUCUCGAUACAAAUGUCCGUGGACAGUUCCAAACCAAUGACCACUGCUAUCUAUCUCGAUAUUGAGCCGUUAAUUCUGCGGUUGUCCCUGCGAGACAUCCUGCUGGUCAUGCAAACGAUCAGCAAAGCCUCUGAAUUGUCGGGAGGAGAGCCCAAACCGCCCAAUACCACGGCAUCGGACCAAAAGGCCAAACAACUCAAGGCAUCGGGGAUCAAGCAAAGAACAGCCAGCGGAAGGGGAGCCUCGACCAUGGCGGCGCGAACAAGGGCCACAAGUAAAAGCGUUGCUGGUGGAACAUCUCCUGGCCAGCCCCUAAAUAAAGGCAGCCCCCAACCGCACGACAUCUCCAAACCCAUUGCGCGGCACGAAGAACUAACGGCCAACAUCGAUGGAAUCCGUAUUGUGCUUAUUGGCGACCUUCAUGAACUUCCCAUCCUCGACCUGAGCAUUAAGAACUUCACUAGUACUGCGAAAAAUUGGUCCACGAACCUCAAGGCGGAAGUGGCAAUUGACAUGUACACAAACAUUUACAACUUUGCAAAGUCUGCCUGGGAGCCCCUGAUCGAGCCAUGGCAGGUCGGUUUAGGUGUGGCACGGGAGCAAGCGACUGGCCUAAUGUCGAUUGACGUGUCCUCCAAGAGGAGCUUCGACGUGACCAUCACGACUGCCACCAUUGCGCUCGCUUCCAAGUCCUUUGUCUUCCUCACCCAGGACCAAGACGUACUCAGCAAGCCACGUGGCACGGAAGCACCAUAUCGCAUCCGCAACUACACAGGUUUCGAUGUUGUCCUCAACGCCAAGCGACAGAGCACCGACGAGAACACUUCGCUCCGUCUUGAGGACGGCCAAGAAGCGCCGUGGAGCUUCGAGGAUUGGGAAAAGAUGCGAGAGAAUUUGCUCGUGGACAGCGCUAGCGCUAGCAUCGUGGCUGUCCAACUCGAGGCCAGCGGGUUCGAUACCGUGAAGAAUAUCCGACUCAACCGAGAGGGCGAAUUCCUCUUCGCACUUCGCCCGAAGGCGGACGAGGUUCUGCACAAGCUCAUGGUCGACAUCAAGCUCGGGGCUGACAAUGUCAAGUAUGUGACGCUUCGCAGCCCUCUUCUGGUGGAGAACGACACGGACAUUCCCGUGGAACUUGGCGUGUACGAUGCCCACGAGGGUCACCUGCUCAAAAUUGAAAAGAUCGCACCCGGCGAGAGCAGGCCAGCUCCUGUCGGGGCCGCAUACCUAAAGAGCUUGCUCGUCCGUCCCGAUCCUGGGUUUGGGUAUGGGUGGAGCAACGAUUCCCUGUGGUGGCGCGACCUGCUUAAGCGGCCGACAAGGACACUGGUGUGUCGGGGAGAGAAUAGCGAGCCCUUCUACUUCCAGAUGUCUGCUCGCUACGACCGAGCUAAUCCAAUGACAAGGAACUACCCAUACAUGCGUCUGAAGCUGUCGGCGCCGGUUACCCUGGAGAACUUGCUGCCAUAUGACUUCAAAUACAGGAUAUACGACAAGAACACGAAGAAAGAUUGGUCAAACUUUUUGCGCAAGGGCGGCGUAAGUCCCGUCCAUGUUGUCGAGCUGUCCCACCUCCUGCUCCUUAGCAUCGACAUGCAAGACACCGUCUUCAAACCCAGCGAAUUCGCCAUCAUCAACUCGGGCUCCACGGAUGACUUCAAGAAAGAAGCAAACCUCGUCUGCAAGGACGACGCAGGCCUGAACCUGAACCUCAAGCUGCACUACUACCGUAUUCCCGAUGGUGGUGGUGCAUUCAAGGUCACCGUAUACAGCCCGUAUGUCAUCCUGAACAAGACGGGCUUGGACCUGAGCAUCCGCACAAAGGGUUUCAUGCAGCAAGCCAGGGCUGCAGCGGGCCAGUCCCUCGUCGACACCUCGGAAGAUGGCGGGCGCAAGGCGCUUCCCCUCAUGUUCUCGUUCAACAAUGACGACCAGAAGAACCGCGCACUGCUAAAGGUCGGCGACUCAGAAUGGAGCAAGCCUCAGAGCUUUGAUGCCAUUGGGAGUUCUGCAGAGGUUGUGCUUAAUUCGCCAAGCCGCAAUGCCGAAGUCCAUGUUGGCAUCACCGUCGACUCGGGCCACGGCAAGUACAAGAUGGUCAAGACGGUGACGCUAGCUCCUCGGUACGUGAUCCAUAACAAGCUGGGCGACGAUAUCAACAUCCGCGAACCCAGCUCCUCCGAUCUGUUGGCGUUGAAGAGUGGCGCGCUGCGGCCCUUGCACUUCCUCCAGCGCGGCGGCGUCAAGCAGCUCUGCCUCUGCUAUCCAGGUGUCGACAACCAGUGGACGGCGCCGUUCACCAUAUCCGACUUGGGCAUCACCCACAUCAAGGUCGCUAGAGCUGGUCUGCGCCAAAAGCUCAUCCGGGUGGAGGUCCUGAUGGAAGAUUCCACGAUUUUCCUGAACCUCGGCAUGGAAAACAAGAACUGGCCCUUCUCUAUGCGUAACGAAAGCGACACCGAGUUCACUUUCUACCAGGCCAACCCCAACGUCGACGAGGACGGCACCGAAGACCGGUCUGGAUGGAGGCCGGUGCGGUACCGCCUGCCGCCCCGCAGCAUCAUGCCAUACGCCUGGGACUUCCCGUCAGCCAAGCGCAAGGAGGUCUGCAUCAGCGCCUACAACAGGGAACGAUAUGUCAAGCUGGCAGAAAUCGGCAACCUGAUGCCCAUGAAGUUUGUUGGCACCGACGGACAAUCCAAGAUCAUCGACAUCAACGUCACUGCCGAUGGGCCGACCCAGACGCUGAUCUUGUCCAACUUCAAGCAGUCCAAGAGUCUCUAUCGGCAGCGGUCCAACGCAGGCUCGUCCGUCAGCCAGGGAGGAUUCGAGGCCAAAGAGCUGGACACGGGCACCACUUUCAGCGCACAGCUGAAGCUGUCUGGGAUCGGUAUCUCGAUCAUCAACUCGCAGCUCAAGGAGCUAGCCUAUCUCACGUUCAGAGAUGUUCAGCUCCGGUACAGCGACUCGCCGUUGUACCAGACGGUGAGCCUUGCCGUCAAGUGGAUCCAGAUAGACAACCAGCUGUAUGGCGGAAUAUUCCCCAUGAUCCUUUACCCCAGCGUGGUUCCGAAGCGGGCCCAAGAGAUUGACGCGCACCCGUCCUUGCACGCCAUGGUCACGCGGGUCAAGGACGACUCGUACGGAGUCGAGUACAUCAAGUACGCCACCGUUCUCCUCCAGGAGAUGACGGUGGAGCUGGACGAGGACUUCAUCUACGCUGUGCUGGACUUUUCCAAGGUCCCGGGAGCUUCGUGGACGUCGGCAGACGAAGAGGACAAGCUCUGCGACGACAACAUCGACAUCCCGGAGCCGAAGCAACAGCAAUCUGGCAGGGACAUAUAUUUUGAAGUCCUCAAUAUCCAGCCCAUGCAGCUCGACCUAUCGUUCGUCCGGACCGAACGGGUCAACGUGGAAGACAAGACGUCGUCGCGCAACCCCGUCAUGUUCUUCUUCAACGUCAUGACGAUGGCCAUCGGCAACAUCAACGAUGCGCCAGUGCGGUUCAACGCCCUGAUGCUCGAAAACGUGCGCGUGUCGGUUCCGCUGCUCGUGCAGCACGUCUCGAACCACUACAGCCAAGAAGCGCUGUACCAGAUCCACAAGAUUUUGGGAAGUGCCGACUUCCUGGGGAACCCGGUCGGCCUGUUCAACAACAUCAGCUCCGGCUUUGCCGACAUCUUCUACGAACCAUACCAGGGCCUCAUCAUGUCUGACAAGCCCGAAGACUUUGGCAUCGGACUCGCCCGCGGGGCUGGGUCUUUCUUCAAGAAGUCGGUAUACGGCUUUACCGACUCCUUCUCCAAGGUGACGGGGAGCUUUGCCAAGGGUCUCGCGGCCGCCACGAUGGACAAGCAAUUCCAGGACCGCCGGAGGAUCACACGCGCCCGCAACCGGCCCAAACACGCCAUAUACGGGGUAACAGCGGGCGCUAACAGCCUGUUCACGUCGGUUGCCUCGGGAGUCGGGGGCCUCGCCCGGAAGCCGCUCGAGGGCGCCGAACAGGAAGGCGCGCUCGGAUUCUUCAAGGGCAUCGGCAAGGGCGUGGUUGGCCUAGCCACCAAGCCCGCCAUCGGCGUUCUCGACUUUGCAUCCAACGUCAGCGAAGGAGUCCGCAACACGACAACCGUGUUCGACGGCUCGGAGCUCGACCGCGUGCGCCUGCCGCGCUACAUCCCUGCCGACGGCAUCGUGCGGCCCUACAACCAGCGCGAGGCUCUCGGACAGUCGUGGCUCAAGCAGGUCGACAACGGCAAGUACUUUGACGAGCAGUACAUUGCACACCUGGAGCUGCCCGCCGAGGACAUGGUGGUCAUGGUGACGUUUGCGCGCAUCCUGCUCAUCCGCACCCGGCGUCUGCAGACAGAGUGGGAGGUCCCCCUCAAGGACAUCCAGACGAUUGCCAAGGAGCGCACGGGGCUGAGCCUCACGCUGCGCGGCGGCACCAACGGGCCCUUCAUUCCCAUUGGCGAGGAGAGCGGGCGGACGUUUAUUUACAAGAUGGUGGCGGUGGCGGUGGAGGAGUUCAACCGCAGGUUCAGAGGCCUGGAGUGAACAAAAGGAGGACGAUAAGAUGUGGUUGGUCUGGAGUCAUUGGAGUUUUUUUUUUUGCUGGGACACGGUGAUAAAGACGAGGAUUGAUUGAUUGAUCGGCAGGGGCGUAAAGUAUACUUUGAUGCGUUGCAUACUAGUAAUGCUGUGGGGGAUUGACGGUUCGUUUCUGCUUGUUUUUGUUGCCUGCCUUGAUUAC